GCCACCUCGCCCCCGACGAGAGAGCAAUGCAGGAGAGGCUGGCUUGAGAUAUUUUUGUUUUGCAGGGUUUGCGUUGCACGAAGCCCCGAGCACUUUGCUCUCUCUCUCUCUCUGCUUUGCAAGCCGCUUGCUGGAGACUGUCUAUCAGGGCACCUUCAGGGCUAAUUUCCCCUCCUCCAGCUGUUGUCCCCACCACCCUCCCCCGGCUCUUCCAGAUGCGCCCCAAGUCUCCUCUGCAAUGGCCCCAGCCCGGAGAAUCAAAACUUUGCUCACCGUCAAUAUCUGUGUGUUCCUGGGCAUUGUGUUGUUCUCCGUCUACUGCCGGAUCUCGGAGCGGUCGGGCGAGCUGGUGCAGGUGUAUCGCAGCAAGGUUCGCAGCCGGGAGCAGCUGAAGGACAGAGAGAACAUCCUGCAGCGCCUGGAGCACCUGGAGGAGGUGGUCUACAGUCAGCUCAACGGUCUUGCUAAGCCAAUCGGACUGAUGGAAGGGCCAGGGGGCCUGGGACAGGGGGGAGUCGCAGCCACGCUGAGAGAUGACAGCCAGGAGCUUGAUGCCAAGUACGAGGACUAUGGCUACAAUGCCCAGCUGAGUGAUCGGAUCUCACUCGACAGAACGAUCCCCGACUACCGGCCGAGAAAGUGCAGACAGAUGACCUACCUGCCCAAGCUUCCCCAGAUCGCUGUCGUCUUUAUCUUUGUGAACGAGGCUCUCUCGGUGAUCCUUCGAUCGGUCCACAGUGUCGUGAACCACACGCCUUCCCACCUGCUCAAGGAGAUCAUUCUCGUCGAUGACAAUAGUGACAGUGUGGAGCUGAAGUUCAGCCUGGACCAGUACGUCAACAAGAGGUACCCAGGCCUUGUGAAGAUCGUGCGGAACAACAAGAGAGAGGGGCUGAUCCGAGCCCGGAUCCAGGGGUGGAAGGUGGCAACAGCUCCGGUGGUCGGCUUCUUUGAUGCCCACGUGGAGUUCAAUGUUGGCUGGGUCCAACCAGUCCUGAGUAGGAUUAAGGAAGAUCGCACGCGCAUCGUCCUGCCGGCCAUCGACAACAUCAAGUACAACACGUUUGAGGUGCAGCAGUACGCCAACGCAGCUCACGGCUACAACUGGGGCCUGUGGUGUAUGUACAUCAUUCCCCCCCAGGAGUGGCUCGACCAGGGAGAUGAAGCCGCACCGAUCAGGACCCCUGCAAUGAUUGGCUGCUCGUUCGUGGUCGACCGAGAGUAUUUUGGUGAGAUAGGUCUCCUCGACCCCGGGAUGGAGAUUUACGGCGGAGAAAAUAUUGAGCUGGGCAUGAGGGUCUGGCAGUGCGGAGGCAGCAUGGAGGUACUGCCUUGCUCCCGAGUCGCCCACAUCGAACGCACCAAGAAGCCGUACAAUAACGACAUCGAUUACUACGCCAAGCGCAACGCCCUGCGAGCUGCCGAGGUGUGGAUGGACGACUUCAAGUCCCACGUCUACAUGGCCUGGAACAUACCAAUGAACAAUCCAGGGGUUGACUUUGGGGACGUGUCAGAGAGGGUAGCCCUGCGGAAGAGGCUGAACUGUCGGAGUUUCAAGUGGUACAGGGACAACGUCUACCCGGAGAUGAGGGUCUACAACAACACCAUUACCUAUGGAGAGGUGCGGAACAGCAAAGUGAGUGGCUACUGCUUAGACCAAGGCUCGGAGGAAGAUGAUAGGGCAAUUCUUUACCCAUGCCAUGGCAUGACCUCUCAGCUGGUCCGCUACACCACUGAGGGGCUGCUGCAGCUGGGACCUCUGGGCUCAACACACUUCCUACCGGACACCAAGUGCCUGGUGGACGACCGGAAAGUCAAAACUCCGAGUCUCAGGAAAUGUGAGGAGGUCCUCAGACCGAGUCAGAAGCUCUGGGACUUCACACAGAACGGGCCGAUUAUCAACAGGGACACAGGCCGUUGUCUGGAAGUGGAAAUGGUCAAGGAUGCCAACUUUGACCUGAGACUGUCCUUGCAGAAGUGUUCCGGGCAGAAGUGGGUCAUAAGGAACUGGAUCAAACAGAGCAAGCUCUGAGUGCUGAGGACUGGCCUUGCUGCUGCACAGCCCACCUUUGUAAAUCUGCAGGUGACCACCUGCCCGAGGGAGAUUGCGGGCCUCAGAGUGUGGGAUCACUGCCCGUCUCAGUGAAGGAACACUGGUCGGCUCUCGCAGUGAAACGCUAAUGAGGACUGCACGCAGUUCGAUGAACAAUAAUGAUGUGCCUUUUACACAUGUAAAG
Molecule: messenger RNA, 2237 nt
Organism: Pristis pectinata (smalltooth sawfish)
Lineage: Eukaryota; Metazoa; Chordata; Chondrichthyes; Rhinopristiformes; Pristidae
Gene: galnt9
Product: polypeptide N-acetylgalactosaminyltransferase 9
Exons: 11
Coding region: 239-2032 (597 amino acids)
Cellular component (GO): Golgi apparatus
Source: RefSeq, a predicted model, not a curated record